Phasianus colchicus (ring-necked pheasant) is the source of this 3333-nucleotide messenger RNA. It is a transcript of the gene KRAS, whose product is annotated as KRas proto-oncogene, GTPase. Gene Ontology annotation, cellular component: membrane. Gene Ontology annotation, molecular function: GTP binding; GTPase activity. The record is from RefSeq and is a predicted model, not a curated record. Gene Ontology annotation, biological process: signal transduction. NCBI's taxonomy places the organism in Eukaryota, Metazoa, Chordata, Aves, Galliformes, Phasianidae.
GUCCCCCGCCAUUUCAGACCGGGACGGAAAGGGACGCGGAGCGGGCGCCGCGCGCGGCGGGCAGGGAGACGCCGGCGUGCUCCCGCGGCCCGCGCAGCGCCGGGCAGGUCUGCUAAAAAAUGACAGAGUAUAAGCUUGUUGUCGUUGGAGCUGGUGGUGUGGGCAAGAGCGCCUUGACAAUACAGCUCAUUCAGAACCACUUUGUGGAUGAGUAUGACCCUACCAUAGAGGAUUCCUACAGAAAGCAAGUAGUAAUUGAUGGGGAAACCUGUCUCUUGGAUAUUCUUGAUACAGCAGGUCAAGAAGAAUAUAGUGCAAUGAGGGACCAAUAUAUGAGAACAGGAGAAGGCUUUCUGUGUGUAUUUGCUAUAAACAAUACAAAAUCUUUUGAAGAUAUUCACCAUUAUAGGGAACAAAUAAAAAGAGUUAAAGACUCUGAAGAUGUCCCAAUGGUGCUAGUAGGAAACAAAUGUGAUUUGCCUUCCAGGACAGUAGAUACAAAACAAGCUCAGGAUUUAGCAAGAAGUUAUGGAAUUCCUUUUAUUGAAACAUCAGCAAAGACAAGACAGAGAGUGGAGGAUGCUUUUUAUACAUUGGUGCGAGAGAUUCGACAGUACAGAGUGAAAAAAAUCAGCAAAGAAGAAAAGACUCCAGGGUGCAUGAAAAUUAAAAAAUGCCUUGUAAUGGGUGUUGAUGAUGCCUUCUAUACAUUAGUUCGAGAAAUCAGAAAACACAAAGAGAAGAUGAGCAAAGAUGGUAAAAAGAAGAAAAAGAAGACAAAGACAAAGUGUAUAAUUAUGUAAAUACAAUGUAUCCUUAUUCUUAAGACGUACUGAAGUAAUUUUUGUACAUUACACUAAAUUAUUAGCAUUUGUUUUUAGCAUUACUUUACUUUCUGCUUCAUGAUCCUGUUAGCUUUACCUGAAUGCUUGUUUUAAAUGACAGUGGAAACUUCAUUCCUCUUAAAGUGCCAGUAUUCUUUGAGUGUUGGUUCUUGAACUAGCAAUGCCUGUGAAGAAAAAUAAAAACAAAGGAAAAAAAACACACAAAAACCUGAGAACUGUCUUAGGACUCUUUGGUGCAUGCACAGUUGCUAACUUACUACUUUUCCUACUGAUUGUGAACUUCUGUUCUGUGUGUAAACAAAACAAUGAAAUGAUGCUCUACGUGUUCUAACAUCCCCCUUAAUUUUUACUGUUUUUUAUUUUUUAAAUCUGGUUGGGAAAACAGACUAGUUAGCGAAAAAGACUUUAUUUUCAGAUUUCCUUUUAAUUUAGACUGACUGCAAUAUAGAGAGACCAGAAGCCUUUAUAGUCUUCCUGUAGAUUUUGCUUCUAGGCAUCUAGUCUUGUAGCAUUUCAGAUCAACUUUAUUGAAUGUAAAGAGAAAACUUUCACAAAAAAAAUUUUUCACUGCAAUUUGUCUCAGUCACUCCUUAAAUACUAUAUUUUUUCUAUUAAAAAAAAAAAAGAAAAAUUAAAAAAAAAAAGACACUAAUGCACAUCUGGCAAUGGAAAAAGUAAAAGUUCCAAUUAGAUUGAUUUCCUGUUGUUAAUGCAUUGCUUUAAAACUUUCACUUAACUUUUUCUGUCUGAAGACACCAAGGUGAAAUCUUAGCUCUCCUGAGCCCCCAGUGGUAAAUCUUCAGGAAGCUUUGUCCAGUAGGAUGAGAUUUCACUCUUAAGUGUCUCCAGGAAAUACUAGAAAGCCUUAAUAGAUAAGUUGAUUCAAUUUCUUAGGUUACUUCAUACAUGGAUCCAGAAUUUAUCAAGAAUUAAAUUGGAAUGAAUCCUGAAUUAUGUAGUAAAUUAAAACCAUUUGAUUUUUUUUUUUCCCCAAGGGUGGCAUGAAAUGUUUCCACAUGCCCAUUUUAUGUAAAAAUAGGAGCAGAAUUUUAAAUUCUAGUAACCUCAAAUCAGUGAAUGAAUGAGCUUGAACGUAGCUGCUUCAUGCAAAUAAUUUGGAAAUCCACUAUGCCAUAAAAAUGGUGUGGAAUUUGCACUAAUCUUCAGCAUAGAACAUGGUUUCCAGAUUCAGUGUUGUUUACGUGAUAUCUGUGAAGUGCUAGUUUUGUUGCACAGAUUAAAUGGUUGGUGAGUGGCAUUCCAAUGUCUAGACUGUCAUGAAACUAGACCAAGAUUUUAAUGUUGUCUUUCUCCGUGAUUAAGUCUCUUGUGAUUCUUUUUUUUUUUUUUUUUCCUUUCUGAUCAGAAUUAAUGCAGAAUUUUUUCAGAAGCUUUCAUUCUUGGUACUGUGCCUAGCUGUUCUGCACCGAAGUAAGAGCUUGUGUUUCCAGUGCUGCCUGUUCCUGUUUUCUUCCUGCAAGAGUUACAGUGCUAGACUGUAUUAGUUGCCUCAGUUCCAUAAGGCACACUGGUACCCAGUCAGCUGCAGAACAGAAUUGGAAGUGACUUUGUGUACCAAAAGUAAAACAGAAGUCACCAAAGGAGGAUAGUACGGGACAGUGGACUGGUAAGUUCUGGAAGUUUGGAAAAGGGAGUAGCAGCAUUGCCCAAACUUAAGCUAUAACUAAACCAUUACAUGGAAAAUUUACACAGUGUCAUUGGAAUAUACCAGUGUAACUUAGACCAUUUAUAUGAUGUCAAAGGUGCGACUGCAGACACGCAUCAUUUUGCUUCUUACAGCAAAAAUCAGCAGCGACUGUUAGGUGGAGAGCUGCAAAGCUGGCAGGGGAAGUGUGCUGUCCAGAUUGCUGCAUGUUCUUUCAUGCACCUGAGAAGGUAACAAAUGAGCGCCUUUCCCUGCCUGCACUGACUGCUCUCCCAGCCCCCCACCAGCUCCCAUCUUUUCAGCAUCAGUGUGGGAUAUAUUUUAGGUUAUGAAAAAGAAAAUUGUAAAAUUGCAAUAGGAGAACGUAACUUUAUACAUAUUAAGGGCCAACAAAGGAAUACUGAUAAAUUUUUAAUGUCCUAAAACAUUUUACAGCUUCCAAGGUUAACAGCAUUUUGGAGGCGGUUAUUUGCACAUUGUAGAUUAUAUAUGAUUAUAUAUGAAGAAGAUAGCAAAGCUAGAUAGUAUAGCCUGAGCUAACAACAGCAAUCUUAAGGUGACUUCAAGGAUUUUUGGUAACUGAGUCACACUGCAUGUAAAAUUAGGGAUGGUCUAAAACUCUCACAUUAAUUUAACUAAAAUGUUAGGGGAAAUAAAUUUUGCAGAAAUAUCUUAAUAAUCAAGCGUGGAUUGAUAGAGCUUUACUAUCAAGAUAUAUAUAAAGUAAGUUUUUCGGUGUGAUCUGUAGCUACCAAUCUAAUUAAAUUAUUACAAAAUUGCCCUGUAAUAGCCCUUGUUGACUUAAAGGAAAAAAAAAAAAAA